Trichoderma reesei QM6a is the source of this 2937-nucleotide messenger RNA. RefSeq lists its product as uncharacterized. The annotation marks the transcript as partial. NCBI's taxonomy places the organism in Eukaryota, Fungi, Ascomycota, Sordariomycetes, Hypocreales, Hypocreaceae. The record is from RefSeq and is a predicted model, not a curated record. The transcript has 2 exons.
GAACGCCCUCGGCUAUCAUCGUUAUUAGUAUUGCUCUUGUCGGGCCUCAUCUGCUAUGGCAUCAGUGCCGCGGCGAAGUUCAUCCCCGGGGCGGACGGCCGCUUCGUUUCCGCUGAAGAGCCGAUGCUGGGCGUUGCCUCGGAUGAUGCGCUGCUCAAGGGCUCCAACGCCCAUCUUCCCAAGCGGCCCCGGAGAUGGUCGAUCCCGGCCCUGGUGUUGAUUAUUGUCCUUCGGCUGGAAGUCUUUCAUCUGGUAAAUAAGCAGCAGCAGUGUGCUACUCCUGGGCUCGAGUCCUUUCUGUGCAUAUUCCUCAUUGCAUACGAAAUCUUCCAAACCCGCCGCAGAUGGGGCUUCCCCGUCUCUGAAGACGACGAUGACCCCUGGCGCAGCAUCUUCGACGACAUCUACGACUGGUUCAGCGGCCCCCGCGUCGUCAUGUUCAACACCGUCGUCAGCGCCUUUGUCUUCUCCCUGGGGACGUACCUAUCCCUCUCCAACAUUCGGAGGUCGACGUACUUCUGCUUCCACCUCAUUGACAGCCGCUUCAAGACUGUCACUCUGCAGCUGUUUGGCCUUGUGCUUGACGCUGCCAUCAUCAUCUUGCUGUGGCGGCUGCUGGCCUGGGCGAGGACCAUCAAGCUGCGACUACGCGUUCUUAGCACGGUGCUGCUGUUAUCGUCCGCUUCGGUGGGACUUGUAUGGGUGGUCAACACGGUCUUCAGAGGCAGCCGUGGAGUGAGGGUCUCCGUCGGCUCCCUUUACGGGUUUGACGCCCUGGUGGACAGCUUUGCCUUUGCCUCUCUGCUCAUCUCGUCAAUGUUUUGGAUAUGCGAGACGUCGACCAUCACGCCCGUCAGCACCCUGACAUUUCUCGUAGGCAUUUGGAGCGCUUGCGACAAGAUCUUCCACUAUGGUGACUGGCUACACUUGUCGCGACUUGCUGCGCUAGGGCCCCUGUGGAUGAUCGUGGCCGGCGCCAUCGUCUUUCUCUACCUCCAUGACCUCCGCUCCGUCCUGUUCAUCCGACGGAUCCUGUUUGUGUUCCUCCUCCUGUCUCUCCUCUUGGCCACAACCAUCUUCAUCUUCGUAAAGAAGCCCGAAACCUUCCGCAACGGCAUCCAUCCUGCCAACAACCUCGUCUACACGGCCCAUGUCGAGCACGACCGCUGGAAGGCACUAGUCAGCGUCAGUGCGACGCUCUCGACGGCUGUCACCGUCUACCAGGAGCGACACAACGGGAGGCUGCCGCCCCCCAACUUCGACGCAUGGUACAAGUACGCCGCGGAUGACUCGGUAAUGAUUGACGAAUUCCAGCAGAUCGACCGUGACCUGGCCCCUUAUUGGAACGUCGCUCCCUCUGUGCUGCGCAAGAGGGCGGAUGAGAUGGCGGCGAUGCCCGACGUGGCCACCAUCGCCGUCAGGGAUGGCAAGGUCUCCCGCAAGGACACGGGACGCGCGGACGACAACGAGGACCUGGACGAGCUGAUUAGCAUGAUUGCCAAGUUCUCGCAGCACCUCCCCGACAUGGUCCUGCCCAUCAACCUCCUCCCGGCGCCCCGCGUGUUACCGUCGUGGGAGGAGGCCAACACCAAGAGCAGGGCUGCCCAGCUCAGCUCCGUGGCUGACUUAUUGACUCGGCGCUCGAUAGAAAAAGAGGCGGGCAGCGGCAACAACAAGAACGGGAACGGCAGCACGAUUGCGCCAGCGGAGCACGAGAAGGAAACGAUCGUCGAGCCCAGCACCCCAUCGCCUGCUCCCGCUGCUGCUGCUGCUGCUGCUGCCGCUGCCCCUAUUCCUCCUCCUCCUCCUGGUGUCUCAACGCCAGGAAUAUCGGCUAGUGAUUUGCGUCGGAUGAUGGUCGACGCCUGCUCCCCCCUGUCGCGGAGUCGGACGAGGCCUCACUGGAAUUUCAUGGAGUUCUGUUGGUCGUGCGCCAAGGACCACACGUACGGCCAACUCCUGGCAAAGUGGCAGCAGUCGCUCGACACCUGCGCCCAGCCAGACCUGCGGCUGCUGCACGGCUUCUCGCUCACGGAUCCGCCGCGGGCGCCGCUCCGGCACCUGGCCCCCCUGUUCGGGGCGUCCAAGACGGACGAAUUCGGCGACAUUGUGAUACCGCUGCCCAGGACGAGGCUGGAGCAGCCCGACAUCAAGUGGCAGUUUACACGAAGAUACGAUAGUCUGGUCUGGAGAGGGGUCGUGGGGGAACACGCGGCGCCCAAUAGUCAGGCCCUGCGCGGGAGCCACAAGUAUCGCCUGCUGCACCUCGCCAGCGCGCCGUACGCGCGCGACGACGUCGUCAUGGUGCUCCCCACGCCCGGCGACCACGACACGUUUGGCUACGAGAGGGUGUCGGCCGCCGAGGCCAACGCCGUGGUGCCCUUUAGCGUGGGCGUGACCAACUCGACGCCGUGCGCCGGCGAUGAUGGCUGCAGCCUCGUCCAGAAGGCGUACGGGCUCCGCGACGAGGCCGUCGAGCCGCUCGAGUACCGCUACGUGCUCCUCAUGGACGACGACGACGGCCCGCCGCAGCAGCAGCUCCUCCGCACCCUGCGCUCCAACAGCGUCCCGCUCGUGUCCACCAUCUUCCGCACGUGGUACACCGAGCGGCUCAUGCCGUGGCUGCACUUUGUCCCCGUCGACCCGCGCUUCCAGGCGCUGCACACGACCUUCGCCUACUUCUCCGGCACCGUCGACCGGCCCAAGGUCAACGGCAGGGACACGGCGCUGCAGGGCAGGACCGCCGACGCCGAGUGGAUCGUCCAGCAGGGACAGAAGUGGGCUGCUCAGGCGCUCCGGGGCAAGGACAUGGAGAUUUAUCUCUUCCGCCUCCUGCUCGAAUGGGGGCGCCUCAUUGACGACAAGAGGGACGACCUGGGAUUCCGCAAGGAUGACAAGGGCGCGUUCCGGAGCGACGCCUGGACCCGGCUUCAAUAA